AUGGAGUCAAAACGCUUUUCGGUGGGGUCCGAAACUCAGCUUCCGCUAAGGUUCCGGCGCAGUUACACCAGUGACGCAGCCGGCAUUGCCCAAUUGAGAAAAAUCGCGAGCGUCGCGCAAUGUAUCCCGCCCACCGCAAUGUACCCGUGGAAAACGGAGUCAGAAUUCACGACGCUCAUUGAACAAUCCGUGAUAUCUAUUACAGCGAUAUCUACAGUAAUUGACAAGCCUGUCGGGUUCAUUUGUCUUGACGACACACCGCACACAACGUUGAUACCUGGAGACAGCUGGGAGGUUCUACUAGAUGAUAGUGACGGAGAUUGUGAUAAGCCCCUAUCAAUCUUUCCGUGCAACACCCUAUGGGUGAAGGCAGUUCUCGUUCCUACAUCUACUGCCCUUAUGUCAGACUCUACAAAUAUGACGAAAGAGGAUUUAGACUUACAAAGAAAGCUGCUACUUUUCGGCUAUUCUUCGGAGGCGCUUCUUCAGCGUUUUCUCCAUAUUGCGUUAGACAACCUUCCUUCAAUCGAGCACCUGUUGGUUCCCUGCCCAAUGGGGCAAACUUACCGCGUGUUUGAAAACAUCGGCUUCCGCCCCAGGCCUCUGCAACCCUCAUCCUUCAACGGAACCGUACUUCAUAUCAAAUCCGUCAGUAUUGUGCCGCAGUUGCUUUUGCGACUUGGUAUCGUAGAGGACUAUGACGAUUUUGUGGUUAGGAUUCUCGGUGGUGACGGCCUCAUCACAUCUUUGCCGGAGGAGUUUUAUCUUGACGAGCUGUUAAAAGACCAGAAUAGCAACAACAAGGUGAUUGUCGCCGAGGACGCCGUGACGCACCGUGUCGCCGGAAUUAUGUGCCUUGAGGCCUCCAUCGAGGAUCAGCAAAUGAUAUCACGACAGUACUACACCGAGUUGUACGGAAAGCUUCGCCCUAUGCGAGGGCAACGCAACGCCUCGAAAGGUGCGGUCACUUCCAAUAUGGUGAGGAUUAAGUUUUUCUACAUUGACCCGGCGUACGCGCUGCGGGCUAAGAGUUUCUUGCCGGUCAUAUACAAGGAGUUUCCGUUCGUUGAGUACGUUAUUAUUACUCUGCCGUACGACACCGAAAAGCCGCCGUUCCUUGGGGACUUUGAUCAUAUCCCACUUCGCAAAUAUUACCCCAGGAACUCUGAAGGUUAUCUGAUACCGCCGCCCGAUGGCCUCUGGAUCAACUGCAGGUACGCGGCGGAUCCAGUGGUCGCUACACCUGUGCGCAGUGAAAAAGACAUAACAUCCAUCAAUGUCUUCUUGGAUGAGCCACACAUGGAAUUUUCUCAACAUCAAAUCACUUUGUUGAGGGAGGAUAUACAACGCCUGCGGAGCGGUAGGGAAACCCCUGAGGAUGUCGAAGAGUCGAACAUCAACAGCUUUGUCUUUUCCUUUGUCACGUACACAGAGAAUGUAGGGAGUGAGAAACAGUUACCUAUUGUCGUUGGCGUUGCCUCCGCGCGGAAAAUUUCAGUUAAUGAAAUGUAUAGUUUACGUGCAAACUAUGACCUCGACAAGCUAGUAAACUACUACUCGAAGGCCCCUCGGGACUACAGCGAAACAGACGUAACGCUCAGUUCUGAGGAGGGACGGCGAAAGUUCUUCAGGAACGAGGUGAGAGGUUUGCUCGUUCGCAGUUUCUACGUGAGGCCUGUGUAUCGUAGUCGUAUUUCCUUCUUGAUGAGGGAAUUGUUGCGACACACAGACUGUGAGUUGGCAUUAUUGCUAGAAGAUAAUGCCAGUUCACCCUUCACCACCUUGUUGCAUCAGUUACUGCGCAUCCAACCUCGACGAGUGGUGGAGAAACCUCGCCCUCCGGCAAGCGAACCGGUAUUCACACCAAGAAGCCCAGAAAGGAUACCAAGUAAGGAUGUCUCACCCCUUGGUUGCCUUUUUGCCGCCACGCGUAGAACUCUUGGGGACCGCAAAAAACUGGUACAUACACGCAUUAUUGUCGUGGGCGCCGGCUCCACUGGUCUGACGUUUCUUUAUCGUCUUCUUACCGUGCCGUACAUUUGUUUCACUAACCUGGUGCUUAUCUCUACUGAUGGCAUGCCGGAGCAUCCUAACCAACAGCAGAACCUCUGGAGCACCGAUCGGAUGGAACUACUUGAACGAGAACAUAUGGGACUCACAGUGGGGAACCCUAUUCGCGUUAUCCACGGCUCUAUGGUCGAUAUUGAAACUGCCCAGCGUUAUGUUGUCGUUGACGACAGCACUUAUGAGCCGUAUGACUAUGUUAUUCUCACAACGGGUAGGCAAUUUGGCGUGCCUCUUUCCAUAAGUAGCCUUCAACAACCAGUGCAGCAGCGGCAGCAGUUGUCACGGACGAGCACACCUCCUGGUGUUCUGCCGAUCUCUGGUUCGGCUUCUGUAGAAAGGUUGCAGCGGACCCUGUAUGAAUUGGACCGUAACCCAGAAAAUGUCAGCAACAUUGUGGUGUACGGCUCCGGUCUAGACGCCUUUGCUAUUGCCACAUCCAUCAUCAACCUCGGUUUCUCACCGCAACGUAUGGUGUUGGUGAGUCCGGAUGUAACAAAUCCAUUCGUUGACAAGGACGCCUUUGAAUGUGUUGUGAGAAUGUGGAGUGCAUUGGGGGCGAAUACGAUGCAUGGGUACAAGAUCAGUCGCACAGAAUACGAUGAUGAUGGUACCACAUUAACAACCGUCGUUCUUUCACCCGUGCCCGCAUUAGCCGCUCCGGCUGGUCCUGGGACCGAUUCCAAUGCCCGAAGUUCUGUUGAGAUCAACUGCAGCCUUAUCGUCUGCUGUGAGGAUAAGGAUAUUGACAGUAAUGUACUUUCCACACUGAACAGGCGCUCGAUUGUGUUCGACGGUCGCGUCACGGUUGAGUCCAACUACCUCACGACGAACCCGUGCGUAUACGCAACAGGGCCUGUUGCAAUGUUCACACGGCGGUACGGCACGACGACCAGUUUCGAUGAAUUCAACGCGAGGGACGUGGGAACAAACUUGGCGGAGGUUAUACUUGGUACGCUUGGGUUCGAGGAGUUUGCUACGCCAAACCUUCAGUCGUGCACAGAUAAGGAGAACGAAUUGCUUGCAGCGCAUAAUGAACUGUACAGUAAAGUCCUCGAUGAGAACGGUAGUCGCAACGCAAAUUAUGGUGUCGACCUUAAUUCUCUGUCGGCGGAAAAGGAUGCCCAUGAGAUUGCAAAGCAAAACCAACUUAAGCAACAGCAGAAACUCCCAGUGUAUACCACGCCCGUUGCGAGCCGAAUUCGUCUUCCUGGGAAGUACGUUUUCUUCAGUACUAUGCGCAUAUUUUUUGACCCCGCGCAGUGCACGCGAUUGUACUAUUCCUGUAUAGAAGACAACAAACCUUAUGUAGAUGACAUAACAGCCUCUUAUCAAGUGGCAACACCUGCCGACAGGGGCUCAAUAUAUAAAGACGUGGAGCAGGACCUUCUUGUAAUUUACUUGAACAAACACACGCGACUCAUUGAUGCUGUGGUGUACUUUGGUAAUGGCAGUCCUGAGACGCACAACUAUAUGUGCCUGAUUGGUUUGCCUCACUCCUUGUUGAACCUCAUCUUUCGCUAUAAUGAAGCCCGCACGGACUUGCUGGAAAGCGAUGAUUGCGGCUCCAACAGCAGUAUGAGCGGGAGUAAGAGCACCGCAAGCAACAAAAUAGAUAUUGUUGCUCAAGAAAGCACUCUAAAUCUCAUGGAAUAUCUUCGGUCACCAAGGUUGCAGGUUGUCUUUUACGAUCGGUUCGUGGAGUUCUACGAAAACCUCCGUAAGAAGAUGCAAGAGCAUGAGGAUGUGAUGAAAAUGAAGCAGAGUGCACUCCAGAGAAUGGAAGUGACACCACGUAUUAGCGCUAAAAACCGUGCGAUAUAUCUAGAAAAACUGACGGAGAUGCAAAAAGACUUUGCACGGAGGGUUCAGUACGAGCUCAUCAAAUUCCUCCACGAAAGCAAAGAGUACCUGCCACAGAUCAUGUACCUGCCAGACAUUACGGAGCAUGUGGAAAAAAAUGAGGGUCGACAGGAGUGA
Molecule: messenger RNA, 4044 nt
Organism: Trypanosoma brucei brucei TREU927
Lineage: Eukaryota; Euglenozoa; Kinetoplastea; Trypanosomatida; Trypanosomatidae
Exons: 1
Coding region: 1-4044 (1347 amino acids)
Molecular function (GO): oxidoreductase activity
Source: RefSeq, a predicted model, not a curated record